CGUGCAGAAUCAAUUAGACUCCAAGCAACUUUCAAGAAAGAGCAUCCAGCCCAAACAAACCAAAAACCACAAGCAUGUCGAAAUUUGUCAUGGUUGCCCUGGCAUUUGCCGCCGUCUGCCUGAUCCUGGCCAGCGCCGCCCCCGCACCUGCCGCACAGCUGCUGGAUGCACAGACAGCCAUCCAGAAGAUAAUUGCUGCCUACAAUCGCAUUCCAGGACGCUCUGUCGUCCACCCUGCGGAGGUGGCCACCGUGAUUGAUCCAAACACAUUUGUGGCCUACUACUGAAAGGACUCACUCUCUGUCCCAUGACAACUUGUACAAAAUCUAUCUCCACCGCACCAAUUCUUUAAUAAACAAACGAACAAAAUAA
Messenger RNA from Drosophila pseudoobscura, 372 nucleotides. RefSeq lists its product as uncharacterized. The transcript is spliced from 2 exons. The coding region runs from base 75 to 287 and encodes 70 amino acids. The record is from RefSeq and is a predicted model, not a curated record. Lineage: Eukaryota; Metazoa; Arthropoda; Insecta; Diptera; Drosophilidae.